Molecule: messenger RNA, 1653 nt
Organism: Entrophospora sp. SA101
Lineage: Eukaryota; Fungi; Glomeromycota; Glomeromycetes; Entrophosporales; Entrophosporaceae
Source: the annotation of a GenBank genome assembly
AUGGUUGAGAACAUAAUAUACGAGGAUACUCCCUUUGCUGAAUAUCUUGCUGAAAUUGGCCGAGAAGAGGAAUUGGUAAAACAACCAGAGCCAAUAGAAAUGAUAAGAGAGGAUUCGCAGGACAAUAAAGUCACAGUAUCUUUAUUCCAAAAAUUUAAAUACGAUUUAACUGAAUAUUUAAGAGAAAAUUUGUCAACGGGAUUACCUUUACAAGAAGAAAAUGACUUUGAGGAGCUUUUCAAAUAUUUAUUAUGUACUUCGCAUCUUUUAAAUGAUACAUUGUCAAUUUAUUUUUACAAUGCAAAGAGACCUCCUUUGUUAGAAAUAAGAGAUUUUGAAUUAUAUUGUUGUGGAUUUUCAAAGAAUAGUUUUGAAAUUAUAUUUAGUUCCAUAAUAGGUUUAAUGAGCAUCCUUACAACAUGGUUAUUAUUAUUUAAUGUUAAUCAAGAAGAUUUCAUAACAAAAAUGAUUCAAUUGAGUAUACCAUUUGCAUUGAUCUCUUUUGUGUCAUAUCGUUAUUUGCGAAGAAAAACCAUGAGAACAUUACACAAAUUAGCAUUAUAUUAUAUAGAGGUUCUUGUGUAUCAUUGUCAAGCUUUAGAUCUCAAAAUUAAUAAAGUGUUGAUUAUGAUUCAAGAGAUCGAAUUAAUAUCUCGUGGCUAUAGAUUGUCAAUGCCACUUUCACCCAUAUCUCGUAUUGAACAACAUUCUAAAAAUCGCCGUUGUUUAGCGCUUAGAGAAACUUUAUACAAUAUACUUAAAGAAGCACUUGACAAAACUGAUAGGCUUUCUUUAGAAAAUUUAAAACAAUGUUUUCAAAAAAUGCAUUCAAAAAGAAGAGAAUGUCUGUGUCAUUUACUUGCUUUAGAUGUGAUGACAACUGGUAGAGAUUCUAAUAGAAGAGACUAUGAGGGCCAUUGGGUAACUGUCAAUACUUAUUUAAAUAAUUUGGGAACAGUUAUUGAACACUAUAUGAACAAAAUCACUCUUGCCUCAACAAAUGAACAAUCAUCUCCAAAACAAGAUAUGCCACAACCAAGUCCAACAAUUAUCAAUAACAAAAAAUUAAAAUCUUAUAUUCAGCGUUUAGCAUCAGUAGAGCAGCAUAUUCGUGCUGUUCAAGCAAAAUUAUAUAUUUGUAAUGAAGAUGCAUGUACUGCCAAAGAGGAUGAGAAAAAUAAACUAUUAAACAAUUAUGAAUCUAUAAAUAAAGAUUUCACUUACAUGUUUCAGGAAUGGGAAGAAGGAAUGAAAGCUUUAAAAGAAGUAAUUGGAUUGACACCAUCAGAUGCUGAUUCUUCUUCUAAUCAGCUUUCACUUGAUGAAGAUGCUGAAACUUUAAGGGAUGAAACUGAUCACGAAGAAAAUUAUAUAAAACAUAAUGUUGAUUGGUCACAAAUUGAUGGUCCAUUUGAUGUACCAGAGCAAGUUUUUAUAGCAGAAGCAGAGCCUGAAGUUUCAUCAAAGAAAAUGACUAGAGAAGAAAGAAUAAUGAUUCAAAAGGCUAAAAGAGAAGAUGAGGCAAAAGCAAAGGCUGCCCGUGUAGAUUCUGAACUUAUGGUACAUGAAUUGAAAGAUGUCUUAAUACGGAGAAAACCUAAAAGUUCUAAAGAUGAAUUUCAUGAAACUCCUGCAGUAGUAACAGCCAAUUAA